Molecule: messenger RNA, 610 nt
Organism: Suillus subaureus
Lineage: Eukaryota; Fungi; Basidiomycota; Agaricomycetes; Boletales; Suillaceae
Exons: 3
Coding region: 33-266 (77 amino acids)
Source: RefSeq, a predicted model, not a curated record
UUUAUCUACUGCGUAGAUUGUAAUGUUUUUGCAUGCGUGUCGGCCUCAGGAUACGUCCAGCACUGAAGACUUUAAUUGUAUUACCCGCUGCAAUUGUUGACACGGAGCUGAGUCGACAAUGCCUAUAUCCGACUCUAUCGGGAUAUUGUCAGCGGCGCACACGCAUAAGUGGUAUUGCCUCAUUGUCCCUGAAGGAGCUUUUACCAGCGAUUUGGCAUUCUUCGGUGCCAUUCCUACGAGCACCAGUUAAUGACUACUGCGUCUAGUAUGUGUAAGUGGCGAUUCUUGGCUGCAGGGUGCUCCCCCUCUUGAAUGGCACUGGGACCCACGAGGCAGUGUACUAACGAAACCUCGAAACACAAGAGGAAACACGAAGCCCUACUAUGUCGUACACGUACACCAAAGAUAAGCACUGGUUUUCCUCUAGUAGCUAGAGGCUCCUCUAUGGUUUGUAACAUGUCCGUCUCCGACGGGCGUGCUUUUCGGAUUGAAUGAAUCAAUUCAACGCCACUUUUUUUCCGUGAUGGCACGGAUCGUAUGACAAGCUCGUCCUUAAGCUUCGAGGUUGGAUGGGCACGGCUGGCAAUGUGCCUGCCUCUGGAGCUGGUGU